CGCGCUCGCUUAAAGUAGAGGACCAUCGGGCGCCAUUUUUAAUACACCGGAACUCGGCUAGCAAGGUAGCAUUAGCUGUUUAUCAGCUGAAACUUUUAAAUACGAAUCGUAACCCAAAUUUGACUCCUCGGCUUCAACAAAAAUGAAUGUUGUGGAUCACGUGCGCGAUAUGGCGGCUGCUGGUCUCCACUCCAACGUCCGGAUAUUGAGCAGCUUGAUGCUGACGAUGAGUAAUAACAACCCAGAGCUUUUCUCACCUGCUCAAAAGUACCAGCUGUUGGUUUACCAUGCGGAUGCCAUCUUCCACGAUAAAGAGUAUCGUAAUGCUGCCUGUAAAUACAGUAUGGCACUGCAACAGAAGAAGGUGCUCAGCAAAACAUCCAAAGUUCGAACCUCUGCUGGUGGAGCUGCGGCAAACGUCCAAACACAAAGUCUACCUUCAGAGAUUGAAGUGAAAUACAAGAUAGCUGAAUGUUAUACUAUUUUGAAACUGGAUAAAGAUGCCAUUGCAGUGCUUGAUGGGAUCCCAUCUCGACAGAGGACUCCAAAGAUCAACAUGAUGCUAGCUAACCUGUACAGGAAAGCUGGACAGGAACGCUCUGCCGUGACCAGCUACAAAGAAGUUCUCCGACAGUGCCCCCUCGCUUUAGAUGCAAUCAUUGGUCUUCUGUCUUUAUCAGUCAAAGGAGCUGAAGUAGCAUCCAUGACCAUGGAUGUUAUCCAGAGUGUCCCCAACCUGGACUGGCUUUCUGUUUGGAUCAAGGCGUAUGCCUUUAUACAUGCAGGUGAUAAUCAAAGGGCCAUCAACACCAUAUGUUCUCUUGAGAAGAAAUCUCUGUUGCGGGACAACGUGGAUCUCCUCGUGAGCCUGGCAGACGUCUACUUCAGGGCAGGUGACACCAAGAAUGCCAUCCUCAAAUUUGAACAGGCCCAAAUGCUGGACCCGUAUCUCAUCAAAGGGAUGGAUGUGUACGGCUACCUGUGGGCCCGAGAAGGACACCUGGAGGAUGUGGAGGUCCUCGGCGGACGACUGUUCAAUAUCUCGGACCAGCAUGCGGAACCUUGGGUGAUUUCUGGCUGUCACAGCUUCUACAGUAAGCGCUACUCCAGAGCCUUGUACCUGGGCGCCAAGGCAAUUCAGUUGAACAGCAACAGCGUGCAGGCGCUCCUCCUGAAGGGGGCGGCGUUGAGAAACAUGGGCCGUGUCCAGGAAGCUAUCAUCCAUUUUAGAGAGGCAAUGCGCUUGGCGCCCUGUCGCCUCGACUGCUACGAAGGUCUGAUUGACUGCUACCUGGCAUCCAAUGGCAUCAGAGAGGCUAUGGGGAUGGCCAAUAACAUCUACAAGACCCUGGGAUCCAAUGCUCAGACUCUGACCAUUCUUGCCACUGUGUGCCUGGAAGACCCCGUGACGCAGGAGAAAGCCAAAACCUUGCUGGACAAAGCCUUGGCUCAGAGACCCGACUACACUAAGGCUGUGGUCAAAAAGGCUGAACUACUGAGCCGGGAACAGAAAUACGAAGAAGGAAUCGCGCUGCUUCGAAACGCGCUGGCCAAUCAGAGCGACUGUGUGCUGCACAGAAUGCUUGGAGAUUUCCUAGUGGCCGUCAACGACUACCAGGAGGCUAUGGAUCAGUACAGCAUCGCGCUCAGUCUAGAUCCCAAUGAUCAGAAGUCCUUAGAAGGGAUGCAGAAGAUGGAAAAGGAGGAGAGUCCCACAGACGCCACAGUGGAGCUGGACGGCGAUGACAUGGAGGGCAGCGGGGAAGACGGCGACCUGGAGGGCAGUGACAGCGAGGCCGCCCAGUGGGCUGACCAGGAACAGUGGUUUGGUAUGCAGUAGCCAGGCCAAUAUGAUCAGUGCCUCCCCCUGGGCUUGCACAAGGCCUUCGGUCACCUCAGCAUUGAGCUGUGGACCAGAACGCUUCUCUUCGUGCUGUUCGAGACUGAUCAAGUCAGGAUCACUGACCCGCAGUGUUUUGUUUGUUCCUUCUUCCCAACUCAUGAGCUCAUACCGCCCCGCCAAGGUUAGAUGUAUUUAUUUUUGUUCUGGAAUAAAAUAACAUUUAAGAAACGUAUUCCAUCCUCGGUUUGCUGAAGUAAAGCUUACAUUGUCAAUUUGUUGAAACAUUGGAUGAAGCUGUGGUCAGAUUGGCUGGUGUCUGCUUCAAUCCAGGGCUAAGACUUUUCUUUUUGUGACUGACUAAAGACGAAAGUGGACGUGGAAGUAUUUGAAUUCAUAUAUAUAAAAUAUUAAUUACACAUUCAAUUUGCCAUUACACAUUUAAUUGUAUCAAGCAAUCGAUGGUCUUUAUUUUAAUGUUGUCUGUAAAACCAGUUUGUAACAUGUUGGAAUGCAUAGUGUAAACGUUACAAAAAUGUCUAAAGUGUAUUUUGUAAAUAUUUUUUAAAAUGGACAAUUAAACUCAAAAAAGUUUGAA
Molecule: messenger RNA, 2438 nt
Organism: Syngnathus typhle (broad-nosed pipefish)
Lineage: Eukaryota; Metazoa; Chordata; Actinopteri; Syngnathiformes; Syngnathidae
Gene: anapc7
Product: anaphase promoting complex subunit 7
Exons: 11
Coding region: 143-1840 (565 amino acids)
Biological process (GO): cell division
Molecular function (GO): protein binding
Source: RefSeq, a predicted model, not a curated record